GAAUCACUGCGAGAGCGUGCAUGUGUUCUGCAUGAGAACGUUUUUCGAUUGGGCGAAUUUUAUCUUAAAUCUGGACAGAUGACCCCUAUUUACAUUGACCUCCGUCGACUUAUGAGCCAACCCAGAACGCUGCGCCUGACGGCACAAGUUCUUUGUGACAUUAUCAAUGCAAAGGACCUCAAAUACGAUUACAUUGUAGGAGUUCCAUACGCUGCUCUUCCGUUAGCUACGCAUGUUAGUGAUAUUCUUGAUGUACCAAUGCUUAUGAAAAGGAAGGAGGUCAAAUCUUACGGAACGAGUAAGCUCAUCGAGGGCAUUUAUACUUCGGGUGGCACGGCACUUCUCAUUGAGGAUACGGUUACGUCGGGGGAGUCAAUUCGUGAAACGGCGGAAGCUCUCCGCAAUGAGGGAUUGAAGGUUACGGAUGCAGUAGCUGUAGUGGACAGACAGCAGGGCGCUAUUGAAGAACUUACAUGCGCCGAAAUCAGUUUUCAUAGUGCCUUGACAAUGGAGCAAAUUCUGGAUGGAUUGGUAUCAAAAAAGGAUAUAACCGCUGAAAAGAAGCAUGAGAUUAUUGAGCAUUUGAAGAAGCCAUUUCAAAGACGAUUGUGA
Haemonchus placei is the source of this 612-nucleotide messenger RNA. The record is from the annotation of a GenBank genome assembly. NCBI's taxonomy places the organism in Eukaryota, Metazoa, Nematoda, Chromadorea, Rhabditida, Trichostrongylidae.